AUUGAAAUAUGUAGAAGUUUGAAGCAAUUUGAGGUUUAAAUAUGUUUGAAUGCAAAAGUAAGCAAAAAUAAACGUUAUUAAUACCUGAUCUGUAAUUAAAUGUUCAUAUAAAACAGUUAUGUUUUCAGUUUUCUAACAUUCAAAAAUGGAAAGUAUACAUUCAGGUAACAAACAAAAAUCCACAAAAGGGAUAUUAAAUGACGAUGACAAUAUUGAAGAAGACAUACAUAAUAUAAAAGACGAAGCACAACAUCAAGAGGAUGCUAAUAAUAGUAGAUUGUCUAGUGAAGAGGUUAAGUCGAAAGCAGUAGUUAAAUAUUCUGUACCCUGCCCUUCAAAGUUUACCAAACUUCAGUGCAACACCGAUUUAAAUCUGCCUCCAUCAAAUUGGCUAAGUAGUUCUAUAGAUUACUAUGGAUUACAACAAGUACUCUAUCACCCAGGAGAAUUUUCAAGUUUUAGAAUGGCACAUAUGUUUCCUGAUUGUGUGGGAGAGGUCGAUGUGGUGUCAGAUGCAGAAAACAUCAAAAGGCUUCUAAAAAUUCCCUACCACAAAGGUACUGUCAGCAUGAUGGUACAUAGAGUAGAGAACACUUUACUUCUAGAUGAUUUUGACAUUUAUAAGCAUAUUCUCAGAACUGCUGAAACAGAAUGGGAAUGGCUACGUCGUUUUUUCUAUGAAAACAUUAAGAAUACAGUACAUAGCGAAGAAGCUUUUGACCGUACCUUAUAUUUUAAAAGUAAAAGUCGCAAAGCGCUAAAUCAAAAAAGCUUAGUCUCGAAAUUUCUUUAUCACAGUCUAGCUGACAGUGACGAGUGCAAAACUGUGGCCAUAGAUGAUCGAAAAAGUUAUCCUAUUGCCGGUCCUAUAUUGCCUGAACCGUCAAAAGAAAUUCCCGAUCCUUCACAGGACCACAAGUACAACAGGAACGUAAUAUGGACGUUUGAGGAUAUUCAGAUGUUGAUAGGGACUGAUAUGCCGAUUUUUGGAGGAGGUACACAUCCUUGUGUGUCCCUACGGCUACGUGAAAUGAGUAAACCAAUCAAUGUAUUAACAGGAAUCGAUUACUGGUUAGAUAAUCUUAUGUCGAAUGUUCCCGAAGUUGUUAUGUGCUACCAUUUGAAUGGGAUUGUCCAAAAGUAUGAGCUCAUAAAGACGGAAGACUUACCCCGGCUUGAUAAUUCGAAAUUUUCGCCCAGAGUUAUAAGGGAAGUUGCUAAAAGUAUAUUGUCAUUUUUAAAGUCGAAUGCCACGAAAGCUGGUCACACUUAUUGGCUUUUCAAACCCAAAGAUGAAGAUGUAGUAAAAUUGUACGAUUUAACAUCGUUAUGUACCAAGUACAUUGUAGAAAAGGAUGAAAAUCCUUUUACUGUACCUGUGGCUAUGCUUCUUUACCGUGUGGCAAGAAAUAUGAAACAUUCUUGUGAAAAGCAACAACCAGGAACCAUAAGAAUGCUCUUAAAAAACUGCAUCAAGCUCUUGUCAGAAGAAAAGUAUCCUGAAAUUGUUACUUCUUCCCAUUAUAUGCUCUCAGAUCUCUAUUUACCAGCUGGCACAGAUCCAGAAGCUCCAGGUUUCGAUAAAGCAUCAGAAUCAGAAUCGGAAAACGAAUUUGUAUAUGACGAGGACGAUGAUGAUGAUAAUGAUACCGAUUCUGCCACAAAAGUGCUUAUUUUGGACUCUGACAAUUUGCACGAUAAGUUUAUUAAUCAUUAUAAAAAGCCGCAACCGAUUUCUGGCACUGUGGAAGAGCGUUGUCUCCAAGCGGUGCACCACGUAGCACAGGGCUUAGCAUGCCUCAAAUAUUUCCCACAAGAUAAUAACGAAAAAGAAGUCUCUCAAACUUAUGAACAAGCCAAUAUAAAAAUACCCAAAUCUCACGAACCUAUUCCUAUGCCUUACGCUAGUUUAAAUGAAGAAACUGUCUCUAAGAAAACUAGCAAGAAAGCUAACAAGAAACGCAAAGAAAAAGUGAAAAAGUACGAAACAGCCCUUAUACCGGAUACGACAUCUCUCCAAAGUUCUACAAAUGCCCUUUUGCUCAAGAACAAAAUCGAGGCUCAGCCGUUACCAACCUGGCAAGAAAAUUACGAGAACAUAUCGUGGAAGCAGCAUUUGAAAACGCUUCUUUACGAGAAAAUUGUCCUUGUUUACGCGACCCUCGCCGAACAGAAUUAUCUCAACGGCAACUAUGGAAGCAGCCUGAGAUACUUGGGACUUCUUGUGAGAUGCCAUCAGGUAAUGCGAAGUCUCUUACACAACUCCAGCACCUUAAUGGAAAACUGCCUGCUUGGUCGCACGGGAGACUGUUGCAUUAUGAUGGUUCAUAAUUGGGAUAAGGUAGACAAGUACCAGAAUGAAUUUCACAAUCAAACUGAAGAGGAUCAAAAAAUGGUCGAGCAAAUUGAAAAGGACGAACAGUUUUAUGGGGUAAAUUACUUAAAUUUGAACGUCAAGUGCGUGCUGCUGUAUGACAUACGAACCGUAGAGCAAAUGCUCAUGAAGGGCGUGGAGUGUUACGAGGAAGCCCUCAAAUAUGACGAAUCCAGUAGCAUUCUACGACGUCUAGGUAACAGUCUCAAUGAACUUGGUAACUAUUAUCUAAAUCAAGUACAUACUUCUGACUCGGUGCCUUUUAUACUGGAAUGUUGCGAUAAAGCUGAGCCCUAUCUUAAACGUGGAUUAGAACUAUUUGAGAAGGUGAAAGAUGUCUCUAAUAUUGCAUUGUUAUAUGCAAAUUUGGGGCAUUUAAAUCGCGUUCUUGCCUUUGCCAAUUCUCCAAUUGAAAGGACCGAACUUACUGUUAAAGAAAAAGUCCAUUUUAAUAAAGCGUUUGUGAACUACAAGAAGGCCCUCCAGGUGCUCGGAGAGCGUUACCACUAUCCCUACGUUUGGGACUCUGUUAUGUGGGAUUUGUGCUCGACAUAUUUCACUUUAGGAACUAUUUUACAUGAGAACCCCAGCAGCAAAGUGAGUAGGACAGAGGCUGAAAAAGAAGUAACCGAAAUGUUCCAUCAAGCUCUGAAAUACUGCGAUUUGGACGAGAACAAUCCAAAAUUCGUUGCGUUUCAGCAAAGAGCCGCCUCGAUUCAUUAUCGUUUGGGAUCCCUUUAUCACAGCAGUGUCUGGAAUUACACCAAUGACAUCACUAAUAAGAAGAAUGCCGUACAUUUAGCAAAAUUACAUUAUAGCAAGGCAGCCGCAUUAUUUUACGCACUUCUUGAUGCCUUAAAUUUCCUCACAGUACAAAUGCAGAGGUUCGCAUUACUAGAAAAUUUAGGAGAAUCCGCUACGUCUUCUCAAACAAAGAUCAAUCAUUAUCACGACUGCCUCCAGAUUUUGAUCGAAGUUGGGCCCUUAAUAGAACUUAUAAUACGCAAAGAAAUAGAUGUUGACUGCACCGCGACAAAUGACAAAGACGAAGGCACAUCUUUUAAAAGUAUCAGUUCGCUUAUAAUGCUUCUAAAAGAUCGAAUACAAUUUGUCCUGAAAACUUUAUUAAAAUUAUCCAUUUCAAAAUCCACAUCUAACAAAGAUUACACAAAAUCGGUGGCUGUAUAUAAAGCUUGCUACAGCUUGACGCUAAGUUUAGAUAGCAAGAUGGACUUCGAAGAUUUCCUUGUUAAAUUGCACCAAGUGAUUACACAAAUUGAAAAGAAAAUUAAAUCUCUCAAAGAAGAAGGUGUCGGCUCUAAUUGACUGUUACAUUGUAAAGUUAUUGUUUUUUUAAUUUAUAUUUGUAAGAUAUUAUUUAAUAAAACACGUCUUAUUUAUCUCUAA
Molecule: messenger RNA, 3781 nt
Organism: Agrilus planipennis (emerald ash borer)
Lineage: Eukaryota; Metazoa; Arthropoda; Insecta; Coleoptera; Buprestidae
Product: erythroid differentiation-related factor 1
Exons: 6
Coding region: 146-3700 (1184 amino acids)
Biological process (GO): positive regulation of DNA-templated transcription
Molecular function (GO): protein binding
Source: RefSeq, a predicted model, not a curated record